AUGCCGGUCAAUCCCCGGAGCGACAAACGACGCAAUUCAGACACCCCUCCCCAGUAUGACCAAGAAAUCCCAUCAUUCCUCGAAAGUUCGCCGUUCUUCCUCCCACCAAGUGGAGAGUUUGAACCCCAUCGCCACCAGCACCAGCACCAGCCCCGGCCCACCUUAAGACAGCUUCUCCGAUCCAGACGUGUACUCAGCCUUAUGCUCACAGCUGUCGCUCUUACCACAUUCCUGAUUUUCUUAUGGAACGGAGCCGAAGAAAGGAUGUCUCAGAAACUGGGGCGUUUAGGCCUGUUGCCUGGAGGUGGCACUAAGUGUUUGUAUGAUGCUUCAAAGCAAUCUGUGGUCCCGCCAGACCCCAAUUCUGGAACAGCAAUAGACUGGAAAACCAACGCCUACGCGACCUAUGUAACCGGCGGCGAGUAUCUGUGUAAUGCAGUGAUGAUAUUUGAGAGCCUCGCCCGAAUGGAGAGUAAAGCAGCACGGUUACUCUUAUAUCCCAACACUGCCGAGUUUUCUCUAUCAAACGGCGUGGGCCUUGAGGAGAAUAGGAGGUUGUUGGUGAAGGCCAGGGAUGAAUAUGGAGUAAAUUUGGUACCGAUUAAGGUUAUACACAAGAAGUUGAAUUACCAUCUGUGGCAAGACUCUUACACCAAACUCCUCGUCUUUAACCAAACACAAUACACGCGUGUCCUGUUCCUCGACUCCGACGCCACAGUCCUAUCCCCUAUGGACGAGCUAUUCCUCCUCCCACCUUGCAGCGCAGCAAUGCCCCGAGCCUACUGGCUAAAAAAGCCUGUUCUUACUUCCCAUAUAAUGCUCAUCCAGCCAUCGGCAUCAGAAUUCGCUCGAGUGAAUAAGGCCAUAAAGAAAGCAGGCCUGGGGACUUACGACAUGGAGAUAGUGAACCGCCUUUAUGGGACCGACUGUGUUGUGUUGCCGCAUCGGCGGAAUUGGGGAAAGCCACCAGUGGGAUCCCGAAAAAAUGUUGUCAGAGGCGAAGCUGGUCCAUUUUUCCGACCAUCCUCUGCCGAAACCGUGGAUGCAUAUCACGAUGGAUGA
Venustampulla echinocandica is the source of this 1062-nucleotide messenger RNA. RefSeq lists its product as uncharacterized. The record is from RefSeq and is a predicted model, not a curated record. NCBI's taxonomy places the organism in Eukaryota, Fungi, Ascomycota, Leotiomycetes, Helotiales, Pleuroascaceae. The transcript has 3 exons. Bases 1 to 1062 code for a protein of 353 amino acids. Gene Ontology annotation, molecular function: glycosyltransferase activity.